Messenger RNA from Dreissena polymorpha, 1906 nucleotides. Its product is annotated as fork head domain transcription factor slp1-like. NCBI's taxonomy places the organism in Eukaryota, Metazoa, Mollusca, Bivalvia, Myida, Dreissenidae. The record is from RefSeq and is a predicted model, not a curated record. The transcript has 4 exons. Gene Ontology annotation, molecular function: RNA polymerase II cis-regulatory region sequence-specific DNA binding; DNA-binding transcription factor activity, RNA polymerase II-specific. Gene Ontology annotation, biological process: cell differentiation; regulation of transcription by RNA polymerase II; anatomical structure morphogenesis. Bases 203 to 1507 code for a protein of 434 amino acids.
UAUGAUGACAGUCCAAUCCAAUCACAAGUUUCACAUAUUUUUGAUCUAUAAGCACGAGGAAAGUAGCGACCGGAAAAUAGCUGACAAACAGUUUAUAAAACUGUGUAUACAAGCGACAAGCGUUCUACACAUUUGAUUUUAUUUUUAAACGACGUGUAUUGUUGUGAGAUUCUGUAUUAAUACGAAGGAAAGUAAUUCCACGAUGCAGCGACAGAGGUUUAGCAUCGAUUAUAUCACUGGAAAUGCUGCGACACAAAAUUCUCAUAUUCCGUUGAACAUGGCUCAGAUCUUGUUUGCGAACCACGACGGUGUUGCUACACGGGACGGUGCUAACUAUCUGAACAACAGUCUUCACCUAGACGACGUGUACAGCGUCAUCAACAAUGACCUCAUCAAUGACGUCAAAUCGUCCACGAGACGAACCGAGUCUCAACAGCCGACAAUUUCAUACAAGCCCUACUCGAACAUCUCGUGCGACGAUGAAGUCAUACUCACACACGUCGAGAUUCAAGGGUCUUACAACUCAAGCGAGCAACUUACGACACUCAGUUCUCCUGGAACCGGAUCCACUUCCGGUUCUGACGUGGAGCCACAGGAACGCGCCACGCCAUCUCCUCCCUCGCACGACAGCGGUAUCGAGUCCGACCACUCCCCAAGAUCCAGAGAGAUUGACCUAGCUAAGACGCUGAAUGCACUGGAGAUGAAGGCUCUGGCGGUACAGACGAAACGCCAAACCAAUCCAAAAUCAUCGUCAUCGUCGUCAACAUCCUCGACCUCAUCGUCAUCAGACGACAAACCGAAGCACUCUUACAUUGCUAUGAUCGUCAGGGCCAUCCUGAGCACAGACGAGAGGCGGAUGUCGCUGAGUGAUAUAUACAGCUAUAUACGGGACAAUUACCCGUUUUACGACAACGAGGAGAAGUCAUGGAGAAACAGCAUCCGCUACAACCUCAGCAUCAACGAGUGCUUCACGAAGGCAGGCAAGGAAGAGAGCGGUAAAGGUAACUAUUGGGCCAUCCAUCCAAACUGCUAUGACGACUUCAAGAAGGGGGACUACCGCCGCCGACAGGCAAGACGCCGUGCCCGACGAAACCUGAAAACAGUGGACAGCAUAUCGCAAUCCGAACAACCGAUGCACAGCACAGUGCCCGCAAGCUACGUUCAAAUGACGUCAACAUUCCCAGGUUAUUCCGCCACAUCCGCCAGUCAUGUGACAAGUAGUCACGCUAGACCGGAAUUCCAGGUCGUAGCGCCAGCCCCGUCCUCUUAUUAUUACCCGUACAGCUAUCAGACGCCUCAAUACUCCCAUAUCGAACUUCCGGUGUACACACCCAUGUCGUCUGGUGGAUAUGACUAUGCGACUCAGGGCGUCUCAUAUGGUUCAAAUGCCGUAAAUAAUGAGGCGCACAAGGGUGUUACACAGGGCUACCAACAAUACAACUACUUCCGCCCGCAUGAAUCGGUGGACCAGGACGCGCCGGACAGCAAUACGGUCAUCAUCGCUUAGGAUGGUGAUCUUCAAUUUCCUCUGUGAUAUGUUGGAGGAAGUCACAUACAAUGUAUGGAUACUUUUUGUGUAAAUGGGUUGUUGUAAUUUACGCUCGGUUUACACGAUCGUGGUGUGCUUUUUAUGAGCUAUUUUAACUGUAAAUGUGCUUAAUCUUAAUUAUUUGUGCUUUUUUUAUAGAGAUUAUCAAAAGUGUUAUUGUCUAUGCAAGCAUACAGCAUUUGUAUUUAGUAGAUUAUGUUUAAUGAUUAUCGUAUUGCGACUUGUAUGUGCUCGUUAGUUUUAAGAAAUGUAAAUACGUUUUAUUGUACAUUUUUACCGUUUUAAUUAAUUCUUGUACUUAUAAAAUACGUUCGUUCUUUAACCAAACAUAAACAAUAUAAAUAUGGUAAUAUUAUU